AAUUUGUUUUAUACAAGAAAUGAUUUUUGUUGGAAGCAACCCUAAUUCCAUUAUAUAUCAGAUUCAAGGAACCCAGAUUCAAAAAGCGCGAAAAAGCGAAAAAUCUUUACAAAAAGGUUGAUUGUUUUUAUUUAAUAGUAAUUUAAUUUAAUUCAAUUCUUCAAGAAUCGCUCAGAAACUACCAAGUGAGAGGCAGAAUUUGAAUAAAAACGAAGUUUUCGAUUCGCCAUGGAUUUAAAGGAAUUACAAGGUAUUGUAGAGGAAAUGGAAAACAAACAUGAUCCAGUAAGUGACUCAGACGGGAAAAACGGAGAAUUCGAGGUACAGAAAGAAUACGUUAGGAAUGGACCUGUAAUAAAACAAGGGAAUGCAAGUGCAGAAGGGAGAAUAGGUCAAGAAAACGAAAGAAUCGAAAUGGAAUCAAUUGAUGAAUGUUUAAAAACGACAGAACAGUUGCUUACGAGAUUCGAAAAUGAAAUGAAGGAGUUUCAUGUACGAAUGGAUGAAUUGAACGAUCUUAUGAACGAGGAGGACUUUCAAAAGUAUUCCGAAAAGAUAUGAAGAACAGGAAUAAAUGUAUGGAAUGAAUAAACACCAGAUUCAAUGAAUGAUCGAAUUAUCCAGCUUACCUUACCUGGUCUUGCUUAACACUGGUUUCGAAACGACAUAGAAGAUGUUUUGAUUUUCAUCCUUAAGAGUCUACGCUUUGAUCUGAUGAAACGGCUUGGAAGGAGCGUUGACGGCUUCUGUUUUAGAACCCAAUUUGGGGAAUGAUUUAUAG
This is a messenger RNA of Schizosaccharomyces octosporus yFS286, 781 nucleotides long. RefSeq lists its product as uncharacterized. The transcript has a single exon. Bases 229 to 561 code for a protein of 110 amino acids. NCBI's taxonomy places the organism in Eukaryota, Fungi, Ascomycota, Schizosaccharomycetes, Schizosaccharomycetales, Schizosaccharomycetaceae. The record is from RefSeq and is a predicted model, not a curated record.